Molecule: messenger RNA, 3088 nt
Organism: Stomoxys calcitrans (stable fly)
Lineage: Eukaryota; Metazoa; Arthropoda; Insecta; Diptera; Muscidae
Exons: 2
Coding region: 694-1719 (341 amino acids)
Source: RefSeq, a predicted model, not a curated record
GCGCUGUCAAAUCAUUUUUCAGUCAUCUCUUCAGGAGGCAACAACGCAUAUCGGGCUUUCGGUCGUUUUAGCGUUUUACAACAAUAGCAUAAAUUUCAGAAAUAAAUAAAUUUUCACAUUUCGAACAACACAACGUGCCGUGUUUUUGGCUUUCCAAAAUAAUGAAAAAUAAACAAAUAACUUAUUAAUUACGAUAAAUUGCUGUUUUUCCAGUGACGACAAAUUCUGUACGUCAUACAAUAAAAAAAGCGUAUAAAGAAAUUCAACUCGCGGGUUAUUUCAAGAAUAUAAACAAAUUGGUGUCGCUUUUAAAAUAAUUUUCGCUUGCAAAGAAUCCAAGAAGGCCAACUUCAUUCGACAAAAGAAACAAGAAAAAGCCUAGCGAAAAUAUGUACAGCUAAAAUCAUAAAAUGUUGGCAAAAUAAAAAAAAGUGCAUACGACAAUUUUAAUAAAAAUCCAAACGAGUGAGAUAAUAUAAACAAAUUAUACGUCGAAAUGCAAGUGGACAACUGCAACUUAUAAAUAUUUAAUAAAAUUAAAUUAGUUUGUUGGCAGCUCUCAGCAAGACAGAUCCAACACAAAGAGAAACCUCUGAUUGCUCAUUGUGACAAAAACAGUGAAAUUUAUAAAAUUCCUGUGAAUGAACUAGAAAAAAAAAACGAUAUAGUGAUACAUUAUUGUAACAAAAUCGAAUGAUGACGGCCAGCAGUCUUCAACUUUUCCCCUGUCGUGUACAGCUGGUGGGCUUGCCUGUACCUGCAACAUCCACCUCCUCCAGCGCAAUGACAAAUGGAGCAGGCAACUCAACAACUUUGCAAACACCGCCUCAAGGUCCGCCCAUGGAAAUACGCCAAAGCGUAAGUCGCAAUUUGUUUGGGUCACCCGUGCCCGGUGAGGUUGACAACAUAUUUCAGCAGCAGACAAAACGCCAACAUAGGUAUAUCCGCGAUCGCUACAACAUCGAUGUCAAUAAGUUGCGAGAUAUGGCGGUAGUUGAGUCCACAACCCCGAUAACUGCUGCACAACCAACGCAAUUGCCCCCACUCAUCGCCCAUGAAGUCAAACAACAUGAGCAAUGCUUACAACAGGAAAAGUGCAAUUUAAAUAGGACCGUUGCCUACUCCAGCGAUAUGAUCACACCGCCCAAUGCUAAAAUUCAUCAGCCUUCACUCAAUGGCGACAGAAUGCGUAGACCGACACCAACCGCCAAUACAUCUUCGGAGCGCCGAAAACCCUAUACCAAACAGCCUUCUAUAACAGCAAUGUACAAUUUUCGCAAAAAACGCAAGCACUCGUCAUUGUCGCAUUCACUUUUAUCAGCAUCAGGAACAUCAUCGGCGGCGUCAUCUCCAGCAGCUGCAAUUGCCAACACUGAGACUUUGCAUCUCCACAAAAGCCCAUUAGAAGAUACUCAUAGAAACGUGCUGCCGCAAGCCGAGCAGGCCAUCAUGGCAUACAAUGAGCAGGACGACGAGGUGGAGGAGGAGGUGGGACAUGUUGCAAAUAGAGUGACAACAACAGAUGACAGCAGCGAUUCGGAUGAAAAUGACUCCACUGAACAAAAGCAGGCGGUAAAUGGUGAGGACGAUUGCAACGACACCACCACAUCAAAUGCCAGCCAGAAAUCAAGAAGCAACUCUACGCUGUCAGUGAAUUUUGUUCUAACCACGCAAACUGCGGCGACGAUCACCGCUUCUUCGCCCCACCAACAUGCGUAAGUAAAUAAGCACCAUCUGGUUGGUUGGAGUUAAAAAUAAACGCCAGAAAAUCUCCUCAAGAGUGUUGUCGUCGUCACCAUGGCAACGUUAGCAAGCAAAAACAAAAGUCAAGUCAACACGAAGUCUGGACUUGCAGGUUGACAAAUCCAAAAAUAUAAGUGUGUUUGUGCAAGCAUGCAUGAAUGUGCGCUGGUGGGGUGUAGAAAUGCCAGCAUUUACUCAUCGACAGCGGGCAGGCUGGCUGUUUGGCCCCACCGUAACAAAUAAAAGCACACACCCACACAAACACUCUUAAGGUAAAAUUAUAAUUGAUUAUUUUUACACAGAGGAGAUGUACACAAAUUUUUGUUUGUAAUUAUUACUUUAGUUUAUUUUUAAAAACAUAACAAAAAAAAAAAAAACACAAAAAAAAAUGAAAAAGAAAAUGAAACAAAAACAAAAACAUAAUUAAAAAAAUUUCAAAUUUUUACAUUUGAAUAUGACUUUCAAAUGAUCUCAUUUGUUGAAAAAUCAACACAAACAAACAAAAUACUUUUAAAAAUAAUUAUUACUAUAAUUAAUAUUGAUAAUGAUAUAAUAUAAACAAAAUUUACAACUAACCAAUUUCUAAUUACUAUUGCAGAAACAUAAAAAAAAAAACAAAACUACAAUAACAACUAAAAACCAACAGAACUAAUCAAAUGAUUUUAUAAAAAAAUAAGAAAACGAUUCAAAAUUAUAUUAACUUUAUGCAACUUUUUCAAACUAACUCUAUUGUAAAUUUACUAAUUUUCUCUAAUCUUAUCUAUCUUUUUUACCUAUUGUAUUCUAUUUAUUACUCUAUUAGCACCCAGCUUUGCUACAAUUCUUUUAAACCUCGUCGUGCAAAACUUCAUUCUUUCCCCUAAAUUACACUUUAAUUUGGCACAGUUUGGAGUAUUUAAACCCCUUCGCUUUUAUUUCUUCCAUUCUUUUUGUAGAUUUUUACUUAAGUUCUUCUUGCCCCUACUUUCUCUGUCUGCAAUUCUUUUUAAAUCAAUGAUUAUUUUUUUUUUAACUAUUUUUAAUAUGAUUUAAAACAAAUCCAGAAGAAAAACGAAUCAUGCGUAUAUUUAUUCUUACCAAAUCAUCCAAAAAUAAGAUGCUUUCUCCUAAAAACAACAAAAACAAUAUAUAUCUUCGAACGUAUGUAAAAUAUUUCUAUUUGUUUUGUAUUUUUAUUCGGAAAGAAAUUACAAAUUUUUUGCUUGUUUAUUUAAAUUUUUUAGAAAAUACUGUGAAGACCCUACCACUGUUUUUUUUUAUUAUUUAAAUUAUUGUAUAACAAGAAAAUUGGAAAAUUAAGAAAAAAAACAUAAAAAAAUAAUAAAAACAUUACAAAAUUUUAAAA